Molecule: messenger RNA, 789 nt
Organism: Patiria miniata (bat star)
Lineage: Eukaryota; Metazoa; Echinodermata; Asteroidea; Valvatida; Asterinidae
Exons: 2
Coding region: 1-789 (262 amino acids)
Source: RefSeq, a predicted model, not a curated record
AUGGACAAGAAUGUGCCAACUAACUGUCUGAAAGGCAGAUGGGAUCUACCAUGGAUGACACCAGAAAUAAAACGCCUAAUGAGACGCAGAAAACGGAGAUACGCAACAUACAAGAAAUUCAAGACACAGAAGAACUGGACCAAGUACACAACACUUCAUACACAAAUCAAGCAGAAGCUCAAUGAGUCACACACCAACUACAUCAAUGGCAUGUUUGAGAAUGAGGAGAGUGCUCCAAAAGACUGUGGAACACCUGUCCUACGGAUUGUAUACCAGCAGUCACUUGAUACAGGUGACAUACCAGAUGACUGGAAACAGGCCAAUGUAACAGCAGUCUUCAAGAAGGGUGAUAGAAGCCAGCCGUCAAAUUGCAGACCUGUCUCCUUAACCAGUAUUGCAUGUAAAGUACUGGAGCAUAUCAUCGCUAGUAACAUCAGAGCUCAUCUUGACCACCAUCACAUAUUAAAUGACUUCCAACAUGGAUUUCGUAAACAUCACAGUUGUGAAACCCAACUACUAACGACCUUGGACGACCUAACUGGUGCCAUUGAUCAGAAACAACAGAUCGACUGCCUUAUCCUAGACUUCUCCAAAGCAUUUGAUGUUCUGGCCCAUGGGAGACUUCUAUAUAAGUUGGGAUGGUAUGGCAUCAAUGGUCCUACCAAUAAAUGGAUUGGAAGCUGGCUGACAAAUCGUACUCAAGCUGUAGUUGUGGACGGUGAGAGAUCUUGCCAAGUGCUCCUUGCUCCGCAUCACCAAGCGACGCAACAGAAUCAACUCAACCUAUGA